Scophthalmus maximus (turbot) is the source of this 800-nucleotide messenger RNA. RefSeq names its product anthrax toxin receptor 2. The coding region runs from base 379 to 678 and encodes 99 amino acids. Gene Ontology annotation, molecular function: signaling receptor activity. Gene Ontology annotation, cellular component: membrane. The record is from RefSeq and is a predicted model, not a curated record. The transcript has 6 exons. Lineage: Eukaryota; Metazoa; Chordata; Actinopteri; Pleuronectiformes; Scophthalmidae.
AUCAAAAAACCCUCAGUUUGACAUUUGAAGACGUUCAAAUAUUAAAAGAAUGAAUUUUCUAAUGAAUUAUAUGAUGUGUGUCGCUGAUGUGUGUGUGUGUGUGUGCGUGUGCGUGUGCGUGCGUGCGCGCGAGCACUGCAGUCUGAUGGGACCUGGGUGCUCUGGCUGCUGUUGGCUCUGUUGCUGUUGCUGGUUCUGGCUUUGCUCUGGUGGUUCUGGCCUCUUUGCUGCACUGUGGUGAUCAGAGACCCGCCCCCUGCUCGCCCCCCUCCUCCACCUCCCGUCAUUGAGCUGGAAGAGGACCUCUCACCCAAACACAGGUGGCCCACGGUGGACGCUUCAUACUACGGAGGCAGGGGACCCGGAGGAAUCAAACGCAUGGAGGUGCGCUGGGGGCAGAAGGGAUCCACAGAGGAGGGUACUCGGCUUGAGAGACCCAAAAACGCUGUGGUCACUUUGCCGGAGGAAGUGGAGGAGCCCAUCAUACCCCGACCCCCGCCAAGACCUGCUCCUGUGUACAGCCCCUCAUCGCGGUCCAAAUGGUACACUCCCAUCAAGGGGCGUUUUGAUGCGUUGCUGGCGUUACUGAGAAGACAGUACGACAGAGUGGCAAUCAUGAGGCCGACGCAUCGGGACAAGGGCCGCUGCAUGAACUUCACCAGAGUUCAGAGUCGCUGACGUUCAAACGUGAGGAUCGACACUUUUCACUUUAUUCCUUUUUUUGGCCAAAGACGACCAGUAUGUGCACUUAAAGAGAUGAAUGUCGGGAUGUAUAUUGUAAAUAAAUUCCUUUACUUAUA